Sclerotinia borealis F-4128 is the source of this 987-nucleotide messenger RNA. NCBI's taxonomy places the organism in Eukaryota, Fungi, Ascomycota, Leotiomycetes, Helotiales, Sclerotiniaceae. The record is from the annotation of a GenBank genome assembly.
AUGGCACCACCAUCAGCAAUGUUCACCGAGGCAUCAUCUCCCAUCGACAGAGUUCAGUUGAAGCCCGGAUUUGACCUCGAAAUCACCCCUACUCAUACAACCACUCAAGGCAAAACACUUGCUGAACUUGCUGAGAAAUGGGACCAAGGAUUUACAUUUGCUCCCAUCCGUGAGUCUCAAGUCUCGCGUGCUAUGACCCGCCGCUACUUCAAUGAUCUCGACAACUAUGCCGAGUCUGAUAUCGUCAUUGUUGGUGCCGGAUCCUGUGGUCUCAGUACUGCAUACAUGCUCGGAAAGGCUCGUCCUGACCUCAAGAUCGCCAUCAUUGAGGCUUCGGUUUCUCCCGGUGGAGGAGCUUGGUUGGGUGGACAGCUCUUCAGUGCCAUGAUUAUGCGAAAGCCUGCCGAAGCCUUCUUGACCGAAAUUGGCGUGCCGUUUGAGGAUGAGGGAGAUCUUGUUGUAGUAAAGCAUGCUGCUUUAUUCACAUCCACUCUUCUCUCGAAAGUUCUCGCCUUCCCCAACAUCAAAUUGUUCAAUGCAACCGCGGUUGAAGAUCUUAUCACACGUCAAACUGCCGACGGCAAGGUCAGAAUCGCUGGUGUGGUCACAAACUGGACACUUGUCACAAUGCAUCAUGACGACCAAAGUUGCAUGGAUCCAAACACAAUUAAUGCUCCUGUCGUCAUCUCAACCACUGGCCACGAUGGUCCAUUCGGCGCAUUCUGUGUCAAGCGUCUAGUGUCCAUGAAUCAGAUCGAGCAACUCGGUGGUAUGAGAGGUCUAGAUAUGAACGUCGCCGAAGAUGCCAUCGUCAAGAGAACCAGAGAAAUUGUCCCAGGCUUAAUUGUUGGAGGCAUGGAACUAUCAGAGGUUGAUGGUGCAAACCGUAUGGGUCCCACGUUCGGCGCUAUGGCACUUUCUGGUGUAAAGGCCGCAGAAGAAGCUUUGAAGAUAUUCGACGAACGCAAAGCACAGAAUGCCUAUUAG